AUGUUUACAACGGCACCGAUACUAGCUCAUUUCAAUCCGGAUCGAAAAAUUGUGAUAGAAACCGAUGCAUGUGACUAUGUUUCAGCAGGAAUCCUAUCUCAACGUGAUAACGAAGGAAUCCUACAUCCAGUUACUUUCUUUUCCAAGAACCAUUCUCCUGCAGAAUGCAACUACGAAAUCUAUGACAAAGAACUUUUAGCAAUUAUACGAUGCUUCGAAGAAUGGCGACAUCGCCUGGAGGGAGCUCAAUUUCCAAUUGAAGUUCUUAGCGACCAUCGGAAUCUUGAAUAUUUUAUGACAACAAAAUUGUUAAAUCGUCGACAAGCUCGUUGGUCCGAAUUUCUUUCACGUUUUGAUUUCGUUAUACAAUUUCGGCCAGGAAAACAAGGAACAAAACCAGAUGCAUUAACUAGGAGGUCAGAUGACUUACCUAAAGAGGGGGAUGAACGGUUGACGCAUCAGAGUCAAGUGAUUUUGAAGCGAAAAAAUUUGGGUACCAAGCUAAGUUUGUUCGCGGGUUCUUUGUCAAAUGAAUCCACUGAAGGAGCGUGUAACGGGGGUCCUUUCUAA
This is a messenger RNA of Morchella sextelata, 570 nucleotides long. RefSeq lists its product as uncharacterized. Lineage: Eukaryota; Fungi; Ascomycota; Pezizomycetes; Pezizales; Morchellaceae. The record is from RefSeq and is a predicted model, not a curated record. The transcript has a single exon. The coding region runs from base 1 to 570 and encodes 189 amino acids.